Messenger RNA from Anopheles cruzii, 2457 nucleotides. RefSeq lists its product as uncharacterized. Gene Ontology annotation, molecular function: protein binding. The transcript has 2 exons. The coding region runs from base 1 to 2457 and encodes 818 amino acids. The record is from RefSeq and is a predicted model, not a curated record. NCBI's taxonomy places the organism in Eukaryota, Metazoa, Arthropoda, Insecta, Diptera, Culicidae.
AUGGAUCGUCCACGGCGCAAGCGAACAGUGAAGAAGAUGGCACAAUUUUACCUACCAGUGUUGCUGCUGUUCAUUUCGACCGCACUGUCGGCGGACUGGAGCGCCAGCUGCCUGAGCAACUGCAUCUGCAAAUGGUCGAACGGCAAAAAGUCGGCCAUCUGCAAUGGGGCCGGCUUCACGGCGGUCCCGUCGAACCUGUCCACCGAGCUGCAGGUGCUGGUGCUGAACGACAACAGCAUCCCGUACCUGAACCGCGAGGAGUUCACCUCGCUCGGGCUGGUGAACCUGCAGAAGGUGCACCUGAAGCACUCGCGCGUCAAAUACCUGCACCGGGAGGCGUUCAAGAACCUCAAGAUCCUGGUCGAGGUGGACCUGAGCGAGAACGAGAUCGAAACGCUGGACAAGCAAACGUUCGCCGGCAACAACCGGUUGCGCAUCAUUAACCUGUACGAGAACCCGAUCAAGAUACUGGUCGCCGAGCAGUUCCCGGUCCUGCCGUACCUGCGCAACAUCGACCUGCACAGCUGCCAGCUGCGGUACGUGGCGGAGACGGCGUUCUCCAACCUGGACCUGCUCGAGUUUCUCGAUCUGUCCCGCAACCGGCUGGAGAACCUGCCGCACCACGUCUUCAACCACAUGAAGAACCUGAAGACCCUGAUCCUGGAAGAGAACUGGUGGAACUGUGACUGCCACCUGCGCGACUUCCGCAACUGGUACUUGAACAGCUCGCUGAACCGGCGCAGCCUGGUCUGCCAGCGGCCGCUCGCCCACAAGGGCCUCUCGUGGGACUACCUGGAGGCGGACCAGUUCGGGUGCAUGCCGAUGGUGGAGAUCUUUCGCGACGAGUACGAGAUCGAGGACCUCGGUACGAACAUCACGUACAAGUGUAUGGUGGCGGGCGACCCGGAACCGACCGUACGCUGGGACGUGAACGGGAAGGACGUGGACCAGGACAAUGCGAUCAUCGAGACGGAGCGCCACAUCGCGUACGAUGGCAGCGUGACGAUCUGGAGCAACCUCACCAUCCUGAACGUGACGAACAAUGACUCCGGGUUCUACACCUGCACCGCCCAGAACCGGAUCGGGUUGGUGUGCAAAAACUUUAGCCUCGUCCUGCCGGAAGUGGUCGAGCGGGUGAUCAUCAAGACGCCCGAAACGUUCUGGUACUUCGGCUUGAUCCUGGGCAUCUUCGGUACCAUCUUCGGGCUGCUGGCGCUCUCGGUGGUGGUCUGCCUGGUGAAGCGCAAGCUGCGGAUGCGGCGCCGCCGGAAAACGAUCAAGAGCAGCGUCAGCUUCAACGACCAGGAGAAGAAGCUGCUAGACCUGAGCAUCACGACGAACGAGCGGCAGGAGUUUAGCGCGAGCGACGUCAUGACACCGUCGACCAAGACCGACUCGACCAUCGCCAUGGAACCGGUCCAGAUCACGAUCGAGUCGAUCGCGACGGCCGCGGCCAAGCGCGAGGAGUUCCCGGGGCUCAACCUAGGCGUGUUCCCGCCGCCGCCCGAGUUCUGCACGCAGAUGAUCUCGAACCCGACGUUCAGCAACAUCUACAUCUCCGUGUCGGUGACGCAGGACCCGCUCGACAGUGGCGAGGUGAACAUCUACCCGGACCUGCUGAACAUACCGAACCGGCCGAUGCCCAAGCUGCCGCCCGUCAGCGUCGCCUCGUACGCCACGCUGCCCCGCAAGGGCGGAGGAGCGAGCUCGCGCGCGGCUGUCACGGCCGCCGGUUCGCCUGCGGCCGCCGCCGCCGCCGCCGCCGCGGCGGCGUCCCACGUCACCACGAUCGCCCAGCCGGCGCCGCCGAUGGGCGCCGGUUCGCCGCUCACCUGCACCGCCGGCCUAAGCUCGACGGAGGGGCCGCUCGCGCUCACGGACAGCAUCGUCAAUUACGGGCAGGUCACGCUGCGCGACGACGGGUGCGAACUGUCCUCGCCGGUCUCCAGUCUGCCACCGGCGCCCGUCAGUAUGUGCGCCGAGUGCAGCAAAGCGAUCAAUUCGACGACUGCGGCGGCGGCGGUUGCGUCGUUCGGACCCUCGACGGUCAAGUACGCCGGGGCCCGGCUGCUGCCGGGCGAGCUGACCGUGCUGCCGGGCAUCAAGUGCGAGAACACGCUGCCGUGUCUGAAGUACGACAACAUGGGCCGCCGGUACACGGCCAGCGGUAACUCGACCCUGUCGCUCCCGGACGACCUGAAACCGACCGUCGGCAGCCCGUUCGUCAAGCAGGACAUCGACCCGAUCGUCGAAGAUGAGGCGGCGGCGGCGGCCCACCACCACGAUCAUCCCCACGAUCAUCCCCACGAUCAUCAUGGUCUGGAUGCGCAAGCGGCCCAGACCUCGCUGGUGAUCUCGUUAGCGGACGGGUCUUCCGGGGCAGCCAUGCACCAACAACCGGGGUCAGGUCCGGUUUCCGGUUUGUACGGAGCGGGUGGUGACUUUGUUUCCUUGUAG